Messenger RNA from Diuraphis noxia (Russian wheat aphid), 738 nucleotides. RefSeq lists its product as uncharacterized. Gene Ontology annotation, molecular function: protein binding. The record is from RefSeq and is a predicted model, not a curated record. NCBI's taxonomy places the organism in Eukaryota, Metazoa, Arthropoda, Insecta, Hemiptera, Aphididae.
CUUAUCAUUUCUAAAUUCCGAAUUCCAAAAUCCAGCCACUUUUAGAUUUUGAUGUUGAUUCGUUGAUUGACUAGUGAGAUCUGGUCUGGAAAGUUUCUGAAACAAGAAUAGACUUGUUCAAUUCAUCUCGUAGUUAGCUAGAUUAAAUUGGCGUAUUUAUCUGCUUGCUAGAUUUUGUUUUUCAUCGAAAAAUCAAAUCACUUGGUUACUUAUGAAAUGGAAAACGAAGUUGAAAUACGCAAGGUUCAAGGGUUAGAACUAAUCCUGAAAUCAAUAAAUUGUGAAAAGUAUAUAUCUAAAUUUGAAAAUCAUGGAAUUAAUGAGCAUACGUUAAUUCAGUUGUCAGCRGAUGAUCUCAAAUCCUUGGAUGUUGAUAAUAAAGACAUCAAAACUAUUUUGAAUGCAAUUAAUGUACUCAAUAAAACAUUGAAGCACAGUGAAACACGAUUAUCAAAUGAUGAAAUUCAAAAACUACAAUCUAACAUUUGUGGCCAACUUGGAUGCAUUGCUUUAGCUUUAAAUCAUAUAUAUAAUUCAAUCACUGAUGAUAAAAACAAUUUAACUGACAUGUUAAUUGAUAACCAUAUAUCAGCAAUUGAUGCUGCUUUAAUGUUAAAACCGUACAUGAGAGCAGAAGAAAAAAACAUUGAAAAAACAUUAAAAGAUGUUUUUAAGGUAAUACAAAUGUUACUUUAUUCAUUUAAGUUAGAAAUGUACAUUCUAUGCUACAGAGUUUGA